Messenger RNA from Eurytemora carolleeae, 3795 nucleotides. It is a transcript of the gene aux, whose product is annotated as cyclin-G-associated kinase. The record is from RefSeq and is a predicted model, not a curated record. Gene Ontology annotation, biological process: protein phosphorylation; dephosphorylation; positive regulation of Notch signaling pathway. Lineage: Eukaryota; Metazoa; Arthropoda; Copepoda; Calanoida; Temoridae. The transcript is spliced from 33 exons. Gene Ontology annotation, cellular component: cytoplasm. Gene Ontology annotation, molecular function: phosphatase activity; AP-2 adaptor complex binding; protein serine/threonine kinase activity. Bases 55 to 3768 code for a protein of 1237 amino acids.
AUCUGUCAGAUUAGAUUGAUUGAUUGAUUGAAAUAUGAAUUAUUUUCAGAUAAAAUGGCCGACCUUCUGAACAGGGUUGGUCGGUCAGCUUUCAACUAUUUAAGUGGAGAGAGUGGAGGAGUAGAUAAUGGAUUUGUUGGAUCUAUUGUCGAGGUUGAUGGCCUCAGAGUUCAGGUUUCGAGUCAGCUGGGUGAGGGCGGAUGUGCUGUUAUUUACUCCGCCAGGGAUUCCGCCUCGGGCAAGGAAUAUGCACUCAAACGAUUUCUAGUGUUUGAUGAGGCGAGUAUUAAGAGUGUUGUUACAGAGAUUAAACUAUUAAAAGAGUUGAAACCGCAUCCAGAUAUUGUUGAUUUUGUGACGGCUGCAAGUAUUGAGCAUACAGAAGGAAGAAAGAUGAAGGAGUUCCUCCUCUUAAUGCAACUCUGCCCACGUGGAGAUCUGGCUAAGCUGUUACAGUGUACUCUUGAGCCGCUGUCCCCUAGGAACGUCUGUCUGACAAUGUCAAGUUUGUGCCGAGCUCUGGCUGCUCUUCAUAACAGAUCCCAGCCAGUCAUUCAUAGGGAUAUUAAGCUUGAGAAUCUACUGAUAGAUGCUAAUCAAGAGAUUAAACUUUGUGAUCUUGGCAGCUGUACAACUAUAGUACAUAAUCCUACACAGGACUGGAAUGCUAACCAAAGAAACAUACUUGAGGAUGAGUUGGCUAAGUACAGUACACCUAUGUACAGAGCACCAGAGAUGUUAGACACCUGGUCUAACUACCCUGUAAACCAAAGUGUAGAUAUCUGGGCAGCUGGAUGUGUUCUAUUCUGUAUAUGUUACAACAAACAUCCUUUCGAGGAUUCGAACAAGCUUGCUAUAGUAAAUGGGAACUACAAAAUCCCGGCCAAUGAUUCAAGGUAUACGAUGUACAACAAUCUGAUUAAAUCAAUGCUUACUCUGGAUCCUAGAAACAGACCUACAGCUACUCAGGUCCUUGAAGAGAUUUCCGCCAUUGCUGAAACCCAUGGGUUCCCUACCAGGGGCUCUCUUGACCUUCCCAGACAGGUUGUGGUGCCUCCUACCCAUACCCCUUUAUCCGGCCACACCCCUUUAUCCGCUCCAGCCACACCUUCCUCUCAUCCUACCACACCAGAGGAUCCAGGAUACAGACUGGGAGUUGGGAGCAUGGCCGGGUUGCGGGGAGCAGCAGGAGUAGCAGGAGCAGCAAAUAUAACAGCUCUGAAGGGAGCUGCUGGGAGUAUAUUCAGUAGACUGAAGGAUACAACAAAACAUGUUGUAGCUUCUGUCCAACAAACCAUCAGUCCAAGAGAACUAGAUUUUCACUGUAUUACCUCCCGUGUUGCAGCAAUGGCAUUUCCAGUAGAGGGUAUUGAAUCAACAUAUAGGAAUCAUAUAGAAGAUGUAAAGAAUAUGAUGGAAACAGCACACAGUGGUCACUAUACUGUUUAUAAUCUUGCAGAAAGAACGUAUCCAGGAACCAGGUAUCCAACAGGAAGCUUAGUAAACUAUUCCUGGCCGGCCGGUUCUGUUCCUGCUCUAGAUUAUCUUAUAGACAUUCUCUCCAACAUUCUAGAAUAUUUAGCAAGGGACGCCAGAAAUGUUGUUGUGGUUCAUUGUUUGGAUGGGAAAUCAUCAACAGCUUUAGUUGUAUGUGGUUUACUGAUAUAUUCAACAUUUGUAUCAACACCUGAGCAAGCUAUUGCUGUCUUCACCAGUAAACGGUUCGAGCCAACCCUUACUCCAAGCCAGAUGUAUUAUCUGAACCAUCUGAACAGCUUAGUGAGGUCAACACCACCUGUUCUGAAAUCUCCUUUUGUUAGUCUCUCCAAUCUAGUGAUAGAACCCAUACCACUCUUUAACAAGGCUGGUGAGGGCUGUACUCCUUAUGUAGAAAUAUAUCAAGAUAAAACUAAGGCGUUGAGUACACUGCAGGAUUACAGUCGAAUGAAAGGAUAUAGCGUGAUAUCUGGAGAUGAGUGUGCUAGUAUACCACUCAAUAUAACAGUGUGUGGAGAUGUUACCGUAGCUAUCUAUCAUGCAAGACAGGCUCUCACCAAGACGACCGGAAUCAAGAUUUGUCAAUUCCAGUUUCAUACAAACAGUUUAACUCCAGGACGACCGUCUAAUGUGUGGAAUUUACCACAGCUGGAUCAAAUAAUAGAACCAGUCCGAUAUGCUGAUGACUUUAGGGUAGUACUAAACUGUGAUACUAGUGAAGAGUGUUCUGGGAAGAGUUUAACCUGGCCUUCACCUCAGUCGAAGCAGCUGUUGUUUAAUUCUGAGCAGGAUUACGAGGCGACCAGCAGGCUGGUCAGCUUGCCUCCCAAUAAGUUCCUGGAUAAUAAUCCAGGAUUUGGGAAACCUUUCCCUGAGAGUAGAUCUAUCCCUGUACACCUGAAUUGUACAGCAGCUCCUUCAAUUAUAGAGAACAAACCUACCCCUGUAAAUAAUACUGUACCAGCUAACAGUGCUUUCGAUCUUUUAGGGCUUAAUAGUGAUCCAGUAGUUCAACAACCUAAGGUUAAGAUAUCGCCCACUGAAGAUCUGAUUCCGGGGUUCGGAACUCAACCGGAACCAAGUGAAUCUUCAGUUGGAGGAGUGGAAGGGUUCGAUUUUCUGUCAGAACUAAAUCAGCCAGCACCCUCUAAUCCGCAGAAUUCUUCUGGCUUAGCUGAUCUACUAGGGGAGCAAUCAAGUGAACUGCAUGAAACACCCCUACUAGAUAUUGGAGCGGCCGAACCUGUAAAACCGGUUCCGAGGGUCACCAGCUCACCUAAUUUAGCACACAAAGGAAAUCUGGGAACCAAUCAGGACCCUUUCGCGGAUUUUAGCACAUUGACGUCAUCACUAUCCAAUCAAAAUCUGUUGGCCGGCCAGCCGAUGGGAGCGUCCGUACCAAUGAAGUCUUCCCAGCCAAUGGGAGCGUCAAAGCCAAUGGGAGGGUCAACACCAAUGGGAGCUAAUCCGUCUAGUUUUCUUGGAUCUAUGGCGGCAAAACCCACACCAGCGGCAAAGACUCCAAAUAAUUUAUUAGGAGAUUUCGAUCUGUUUGCGGGAACGCCCACUCCCAGCUCUCCUGGGCUAAACAACAACCACGCCCACGGCAGUAGUAUGGGCGGGAAGAGCCCCGUGUCCGGAAACCUAUUCCCUGGUAGUAACGGUAACCUGUUCCCUGGUAGUAACGGUAACAUUUUUCCUGGUCAGAAACCAAGUAGCCCGGGCAUGACUGCUGGAGCUUCAGUGCCGGGCAUGACCGCUGGAACCCUAGGACCGAAAGUAUCUACGCCCAUGGGUCCAAACUACAGUAGAUCUUUCUUCCAACCCCAGGAACCAUCUUUGGGAGGUGUUAAACCAAGAGUGUCUCAGGGAGCUUUUGAUGAUUUACUUGGAGGCUUUAAUCCUACAUCAAGGGACAAUCAAAACCGUACAAUUGGAGAAAUGAAGAAGGUUGAAGUAACAAAGACGAUGGAUCCUGAUGAUAUAAAGAUUAUGGAAUGGAAGGAAGGGAAGGAGAGAAAUAUUAGAACAUUACUCUCUUCACUUCAUAAAGUUCUCUGGGAGGGGGCACGAUGGAAUGAGUGCAAUAUUAGCCAGUUGGUGGGCCCUUCAGAUGUUAAGAAAAUGUAUAGGAAAGCUUGUUUGACUGUUCAUCCUGACAAGUGGAUGGAUACUGAUUAUGAGAAUAUAUCUAAGCUGACAUUCAUGGAGCUCAAUGAGGCUUGGUCUGAGUUUGAGAAUGAUCCUAACCAGCAGAAUAUGUUCAGAUGAAAACCAUGAAAAUUUUCACACGAACUA